Molecule: messenger RNA, 1577 nt
Organism: Phytophthora nicotianae INRA-310
Lineage: Eukaryota; Oomycota; Peronosporomycetes; Peronosporales; Peronosporaceae
Exons: 1
Coding region: 204-1298 (364 amino acids)
Cellular component (GO): endosome
Molecular function (GO): GTPase activity; GTP binding
Source: RefSeq, a predicted model, not a curated record
ACCAAAUCAUUCUUGCUCCUCUCCGUCGAAUCCUAUACUCUCUUCAUGUUCCGCCCUGGAAACUGCAUAACCGACUCUCCUCGGUCCCGAAAGUUUCUCCGCGCGCUUCAAGUGGCUCUCUCUGCCAAGGCGUCGCAAACGUCUGCAAGAAGCAGCGCCACACCCGAUCUUAACUGUUCCCUGUCACUAGUCGCCUCUUCACUAUGACCACGGGCAGCAAGCGCGAGCUGCCAGCAUCUCCCGCAACGACAUCGUCGUCCUCUGUCGAUAACAGCAACUCAUUGCAGCAAUACAUCUCGGCCAAGGAGGUGGCCCAGCAUCAGGUUUUCCGCCAAAACGACAUGCGGCGAUCUAUCAGCUCCACACAGUUCAGCCCAGCUGUCAAAGGUUCCACUAGCCAAGCCUCGGUCACCGGAUCGUCCAUGUCGGCCUCCAACAGCCCGCGUUGUUCGUCCCCGGCAUCGUCGCCAAUGGCCGAAUCCAUUCUCAAGGUUGUUCUCAUCGGCGAUUCGGGCGUAGGCAAGUCCAAUCUCGUCAUGCGCUUCACCAAGAACAAGUACAUGCCACAGAGCGUGCAGACGGUGGGCUUCGAGUUUGCCACCAAGACCAUCCGCGUAGGGGACCGACGACUUAGAGCACAGAUCUGGGAUACCGCAGGACAGGAACGAUUCCAGUCCCUCACUGCUGCCUAUUAUCGCAAUGCUGUGGGCGCCAUGAUCGUCUACGACAUCACAAACCGCAGCUCCUUCGAGCAUGUUACUGGGUGGCUAGCUCAGGUGCACGAGCAUUCGCAUGAGAGUCUCGUGCUGAUCCUCGUGGGGAACAAAUGCGAUCUCGCCCAUUUGCCGGAGAGUAGAGAAGUGUCGACACUUGAAGCCGCGAGGUUCGCAGCGAAACACUCAAUGGAGUUCCUCGAAACAUCGGCAUUGGACGCGACAAACGUCGUGGACGCCUUCAAGAAGCUCAUUGUCCCGGUUGGGCGUCUAUUGUCACCGACUGAACCGAAGAAAAUCGCGCGGUUACCCCCAGGAUGGAGACGUGUGUUAUCAAGAACCAGACCGGGUGAAUAUUCGUACGAGAACCAAUAUACCAAGGAACGCAUCUCAUUUGCGCCCAAAGAGCCUGCAAAACCCUCUCAGCAGAGCUUCCGAACGCCUUCUAAUGGGUCCAAGAGCGGAAUUCCGAGUGUCGUCACUGUCACACGCGAGAGUCUUCAGAAACAGCAUCAGAAGGCAUUUCUCGCACAGAAUCAGACGCCGCAGUGUGGUGUAUGUGUAAGUGACUGCACUAUAUUGUAGAUGCUUAACGACUUGCCUUGUGGUCAUCAGGUUACGGGCAGUCUAUUCUCUUUUUAGCUAUUGCGGUCUGCAUGCUGACCUCGGACACGACAAAACCGAGUAUGUGAUUCACUCGCAACAAAUGAAGAUAAGGAAGUGUCCAGGUCCAAUAGAAGCAGAUCCACUCAAUCAUUCAGUAACUAAGCGUUUAAGGUCGUGGUCACGUUCACGUGUUUCAGCUUGCUUGGUCCUACAUAAAUUACCAUCGCGAUAAGUUAUUGUUCAUGCGUCAAGACAGGC